Molecule: messenger RNA, 1784 nt
Organism: Brassica rapa (field mustard)
Lineage: Eukaryota; Viridiplantae; Streptophyta; Magnoliopsida; Brassicales; Brassicaceae
Product: monoacylglycerol lipase
Source: RefSeq, a predicted model, not a curated record
AUGAUCUGUUCAAGCAAAGGAACGAUCUUAAUAUACAGAGGAAAACAUUCAACCUUUAGAUUACCCGUUACAGGCUCUUCCUUAAGUUACAAGAAUCGAUUUAAUAACAAACUUCCGAUCACUGUCACAGCUUUUCAACGAUCAUCAUCAUCGUUACCUUCAUCGUCAAUGGCGGUGGAAACAAUGUCAGAUACAUCAACUUUGCUUCUGACGUCGGGAGCAAGCGGCCGCGUUAGAGCCCUCUUCUCCAUGCGAGAGCUCAAGCGUCUCGUCACGAUCAUCCACGCGCUGAUCCUCUUCAUUCUCCUCCCGUUUCGCGUCGUUGUUUGGAGGCGGAGGACCGGAGCGGUGGUUAUCAGAGACGAGAAACAGGAGAGGAAGGUCUGGUCUCCGCCGCAGAUCGUGGUCAGGAAGAGGGGCGCCGGAGGAAGCGAAAGCGGAUGCAGCGUUGCGCCUCCGUCGGUUCCGGCGGCGGUGGUGGACUUGGAGGUUGCGGUUAGACGUGAGCUCGCGAUGAGGAGAGUGUUGGAGGAUGACGGCGGCGAUGGAAGCUCCGUCAGAGAGUUUUCGCUUUUCCCGACGAAGAGAGGAGAUACGUUGUUUACUCAGUCAUGGUCACCUGUUUCCCCUAAUCACAGGGGACUUAUUGUUCUGCUACAUGGACUAAAUGAGCAUAGUGGCAGGUAUAGUGAUUUUGCAAAGCAGCUAAAUGCUAAUGGGUUCAAGGUCUAUGGAAUCGAUUGGAUAGGUCAUGGUGGAAGCGAUGGACUUCAUGCUUAUGUCCCUUCCCUUGACUACGCUGUCGAAGAUUUGAAAUCAUUUCUUGAAAAGGUUUUUACGGAGAAUCCAGGACUCCCUUGUUUCUGCAUUGGACACUCAACAGGAGGAGCAAUCAUCCUCAAGGCUAUGCUAGAUCCAAUGAUUGAGUCUCGAGUCUCGGGCAUUGUACUGACUUCACCUGCUGUUGGAGUCCAACCAUCCCAUCCUAUCUUUACUGUUCUUGCUCCAAUCGUUGCGUUCCUCCUGCCAAGGUACCAGUUCAGUGCAGCAAACAAGAAAGGAAUGCCGGUCUCUCGUGAUCCACAAGCUCUCGUCACCAAAUACUCUGACCCGCUAGUCUUCACCGGAUCCAUCCGGGUUAAAACCGGCUACGAGAUCCUUAGAAUCGCCGCUCACUUGCAACAAAACCUGAACAAAGUGAAAGUCCCUUUUCUGGUCAUGCACGGUACAGCUGACACUGUGACUGAUCCCAACGCCUCUAAGAGGCUCUACGAGGAAGCUUCUUCUUCAGACAAAUCAAUCAAGCUCUUUGACGGACUGUUGCACGAUCUUCUCUUCGAACCUGAGAGAGAAAUCAUCGCUGGAGUCAUAUUAGAUUGGCUAAACCAGCGGGUUUAGUGCUCUUUCCAUAACCAGCAAUUACUAUCAUGUCUAAUCAAGUUUUAUUUCUUGAUUAAGAUAAAAUAAUAAUGUAUUUUUGCGGAAAUUUCUGAGUAAAUUAACAGAGAAAUCGUGAGGGAGAAAGACUUAAAAAGAGUUCUUGGUUGAUUUAGCUACUUCUUGAUUGGUUUUUGUCAACUCAAGAAGUUAAAGAGAUAAGGAGACUUGGACUUUCUUGCGGUUCAUUGGUCUUGCACAACAUUUUGACCCUCUGUGUAUGUUAUAAAUCAAAUAAUUUUGUAACCUCGGAUUUUAAUAUUUUUAUCUACGUUGAUGGAAAUCUGUUGCAUGUUUCGAAUGUUUCUGCUUGUAAAUAAUUUUAUCAAGUUUAUGAUGUUUUAUUG